Molecule: messenger RNA, 6219 nt
Organism: Drepanopeziza brunnea f. sp. 'multigermtubi' MB_m1
Lineage: Eukaryota; Fungi; Ascomycota; Leotiomycetes; Helotiales; Drepanopezizaceae
Source: RefSeq, a predicted model, not a curated record
AUGGCCCACGACGCUGGAUUCGUGGCGUCCGUUCGCCUGCCCCUUGUUCCAAAGCCCCGGGGACGGGGGAGACGACCCAAGCUGGGUGAUCAUCCCGAUGCUAAUCCAGACAGCCCCCAGCCCCAGUCCCAGUCCCAGUCCCCGUCCCCGUCCCCGUCCCCGUCCCCGUCCCCGUCCCAGUCCCCGUCCCGCUCCCACUCCGCACCGUACGAUCGAUCUGGAGGAUCAUAUGGAAAUCCUCUUGUUCCAUCAUCUCCCCCGGCGGGAGUGGAUGGUGCCUACGGAGACGGGAGACGGGAGACGGAGUACGUAGUUAACUCUUUUCUGCAUGACAUCGGGACCCAUGCGUGCUUGAUGAUGCGGAUGCUCAGUUGCGCUGUACUGGUAGGACCACAUGUACAAGUACUAGUAGUCUUCUGGCAGCAGCGACGCGUCAAGAGGGCAAGAGCGGAUGCCCGUAGACAAAGUCCCCGUCGCUUGUUUAGGUCGCUUUGGGGACUAGCAUGGAUCAGGGAUCCGAAGGCUGUACAGUACAUACUUAAGCAAAAGCAGAGGUGGGACGGGCGAGAAGAGUGGAGCCCGCCCGGCCUGGCCACUCACAGCAAUCGGAUCCCCGCGAGCCCAGCCCGGCUAGAUAUCCGGCGCAUCGCUGAUUCGCCGCCAGCAGACCCACUCGCAGCCAGACCCACAACCAGACCCAUCGCCAGACCCAUCGCCAGACCCAUCGCCAGACCCAUGAAAGCCCGCGCCGCGCCCCGCCCCUUGGAAAUCGUUCAGCCCAACCAGCUACGGCUAGUGCCACCCCACGUCCCGGCUCCGACUGACUGUCUGACUCACUCGUCCAGAGACCUGGCUAGCCAACCCGGCCCAACCCAGCGAGCCACCCAGCAAUCCAGCAAUCCAGCAAUCCAGCCUUCCAGGCCACUUCCGCCCGUCUCUUCCGCACCGCACUGCCGUCUCGUCUUGGGAAAGAUACCUCCCCAUCGCAUUAUUGGCAUCGGAAGUCUGGCCGAUCGUCAAUCGCGAAACGCCCGCUGCGUCGGCGCUUGGUCAUCGCUUCCGGCAAGUUGGUUGUCGGAAACUGGCGUGUAUUUUCCACCUCACUCACUACAGCUGUCCCGGCACUCGGGCUGCACGCUCGACCACCAGGAGGCCGGCCAGCAUCCCCAUCUCGACAUUCGAGACCGACGGAAGUUGUCGGAAGUUGUCGGUCAGAGAUCUCUCGACUCGGCCAACAAUUACACCAUGGCAGCCGCGGCAGGGAGAAUGCCGCCGCUGAGGAAGGAUCCAACCAUUGCUGCGUGCACGCGUAUGACCUCGACCGGCAGGAAGCUCACGUACGAGCUGAAGGUGAUCCAACAGCCAGAGCGGGCAAGAGCGUGUGGUUCAGGAGCGAAGUCAUCGGCCGAUAGACGGCCGGUGGACCCGCCACCCGUGGUCGAGCUUCGGAUCUACGAGGGAGACGGCAUUGGCGACGCGAGGCACGAUAUCACCUUCGGCUAUGGGGCCAACUUCUUCCUCUUCGCGACCCUGGAAGUGGCUCGCCCCAUGGCGCAUGGCCGAAUGCCCGUCUCGGGAAUGGCCUACCUCGAUCGACCCAAGGAGGCCGGAUAUUUCAUCUUCCCGGAUCUGUCGGUCCGCCAUGAGGGACGGUACAUACUCAGCUUCAACCUGUACGAAGAGACCAAGGAUGCCAAGGACCGUGACGCGGACCCCAAGGGGUCGAAAGGCGAGGCGGACCCUUCAUUUGACUGGCGCUUGGAAAUCAAGUCGGAUAUGUUCACCGUUUUCAGUGCAAAGAAGUUCCCGGGUCUCGCCGAGAGUACUUCGCUGAGCCGGACCGUGGCCGAGCAGGGGUGCCGAGUGCGGAUUCGUCGCGAUGUUCGCAUGCGACGCCGGGAUGAUAAGGGUGGUAACAACGAUGGUGAGUCUCAAGAUGACGAGUACGCUCGUACUGCGCGGACUGCUCGUGCGGCCGAGCAGGAGGCGUUUGCCCGGUCGAGGUCCAACAGCAUGGAAGGCCGGCAACCCAUUGCACCAUACCACGACGCCCCGCGGUCCAGAUCUCACUCGCCUGCGGACCCCCAAGCGAUCCGUCCUGCCGGUGGCUACCUAGGCGGAUUCGAUCAUCAUCAGAACGGGGCGAGUCAAUUCGCAGCUCCGGCGCCCCAUCCCGCGCCCCCUCCACCGCCGCCCCAACAUCCAGCAUACCCUCCCCAACCGGCGUACCAUCAACAAGGUCCCCUCCAGCACGAUCCGCGCUACCCUGCCCAUCACCCCCCGCCAGGCCAGCAUUACGGGUACGAGCGAAAUCCCUCAGCACCGACUUACGGCGCGGAGCCGUACCGAGACCGAGAGAUGGUGGAACAGCCAGGGUUCAGGAGAGCAUCCGAAGCCAGCCAGCCCCACUACCCGCCAGCACCGUAUCCUCAGCCAAGUGCUCACUAUCACGGGAUCGAUUCAUUCCAGAGUCGUCCUCCGUCUCGCGCAUACGCGCCUCCGACGCCGAGCCCGGCCAUUACUCGCUUACCACCCCUGAGAAAUCUGAACGAGAAGCCCGACGGUUUCCACGCGUCUCCCGCACCACUCUCAGCUCUGAAUCAUUUCUCGCAACCUCCGCCGAGCCCCCGUUCCGACCGGCUACCUUCAUACAGCCUAUACCCUCCUCCACCUGUCCCUCUCGUGCCAGCUAUUGCGGCCUCUCCUGCCCCAGCGGAGCCCCUACACGCGGGCUCAAAGCGUUCGUAUGAUUCUACCUUCAGCUCCUCCGCCAUCACGCAACCGCUGCACAACGGUAUGCGUCCAGGAAGCUCCCACGGGGAAGCUGCGUUCGAUGACGACGACGACGAGGAGGACGAGGAGAUGAACCGGCCCAAGAUGACCUACAAACCGACACGAGGCGCCCCGAGGCAGGACGGUAUAUCCAUCCCACCAUGGAGCUGGAUCCGCAAUCACGAUUCUUGGGUUUGGGGUAUCCUGCUUGCUCCUGCUUCUGCUCCUGCUUCUGCUUCUGCUUCUGGCUCUGCUUCUGGCUCUGCUUCUGGCUCUGGCUCUGGCUCUGGCUCUGGCUCUGGCUCUGGCUCUGCUUCUGGCUCUGGCUCUGAUGCCGCGUCGGAGAUGGGAAGAAUUUUCCUCCUGCGGCUUGUUCGUGCGAGUUGCGAGCAUGGACGAUGCACCCUUCAGGAGGUUCGUUCAGCUCCGCCAAUCUCCACAUUGAUUCAUGAAGAGCUGAUUCGUUCACCGCUUCUUGUUCAUGCAAUCCAUCUGCACUCUGUUCUCUCGUUUUCCCCUCGCCAGUCGGAGGGCAGAAAGGGGAGGAAGAGGAUCGCGGCCCGAAGAAAUCGCGGUCCGGCCGAAGUAAACAAAGAAAACAUCACAAUCCUGACAACCACGACGACCUACGACCCACGGUACACGGACUCGACACAGACACCCACAACAGAAGGAGCCACGGAUGAAAACCCAUCGCUGAGUUAUUUCCGGCAAGAUGGCGUCCCGAUACCAGUUCGAUCCCGAGAUCGAGGUGAACGACACCCGUCCGACUACUCUACGCAUUCGCAACCUCAGUCCCAGUCGAAUUCUGGCAACUCAACCCCCGUCCCGGGCACCAAGCGCUUGUUCAGCAACCGCGAUUCUCGACAGCCCAACGAUCAACAACAACGAGAGACCACCGCGCAGGAUGGAGCAGAGGGCGAGGGAGAAUACCCUUCGGAAAAGAGACACCGCAGCGCUGACUGGCCUCUCGUCAGCGCCAGCCCAAAUGGUGGCCUCACUCCCCGCCCAGCCAGACAACAUCGCAAGAAAUCUCCACCCUCUGGCCGCCGUGCCCGCGCCCCUAUCCCCCCCUCAAAGUUUGUCGAAGGUAGCAUGAACGAUCGUGUUAGCCAAGUUCCACCUGUACCAUAUCUCGGCCCCGCGGAGGAGGAGCUGUUAUCUCAACACAGUGAUGCUGGAUGCGGAGAGGGCAUCCGUGGUCGGAAUACGGCUCGAGGUCGAUUUAUGCACCAUACUCAUUCAUCGAUUUCGGCAUCCUCGAACGUAUCCGACGCUUCGCGGUCCUCAAGCCUAUUCCGCUUUGGCAAAACCAUUGCUGCGAGCUUCAACCCUACCAACUGGAAGUUCUGGACGAAGGAGGAGCAGGCUGCGGAUGACGAGGAAGCGGCCCAGCGCAGAGUCUUGCAGGAGAGACAGAUGAAGGCGGAGAAGAUAUACCAGCAGCUGAAGGAGAGCGGACAUUUCAGGGACUCUGCGUAUGGACCAAGAGCGUUUCCCCCUCCCUCAGCGGAGAAGAGAGGCUCGGCUGCGAAACACGACUCGGGGAUCGAGUUUGGAGAUGUCGACUAUUCGAGUGCGCGAAGCAGUACAUCGAUUGAUGAGAAGAGAAAGGAAGGAGUCUGUGUGCAACCUCCACGCGUGGACCUUCCACCCAAAGAGUUUACCCCAAUGCCAAAUUACACUGCAUCCCUGGCGACACCGAACACAUCGACACCCGGUGGCAAGUCGAUGUUCAACUUCAAGAAACCCUCCCUCUCGAACCUGAAGAAAGCCAGCUUGACCAAUAUCAAGAGUGCGUUCACGGGUGAGAGCACGAGUACUGCGAAUGUCGGUCUGGGCAUUGGUGAACAACAUCAGGCCCGCAGAAUAGCCUCGAGAAAAGACUUGCAGAAGCAGCAGAAGCUGGUGAAGCGUGUUAGCAAUUUGGAGGAGAGGCUCAAGCAGGCGAGACAGCAGCUUGCGGAGGCUCUGCAAGACCCUGUGCCGGAUGAUACGAAUGUGGCUCACGUUUCGCUCGCCAAGCGUUCUUCUCAGGGUUCGUUUGAUUCUCAGACAACCUCUAGGCUUUCUAGGGCCAUAUUUGUGCCGGGUGCUAUGCCGAGCUUGCCUUCUGAGAGAUUGUUGGCCGGGUUCGUAAGCUCCGAAGUGGAAGACGACGAGGACGACGAGCACGAGGAGACGGGUAAUGGGAUUGGACAGGCCGUUACAACGGAUUAUGAGAUGGGCGAUACUCGUCAGGUAUUUUCAUCUGCCAUCAACGAGAAGGUAGAAGCUGGCCAGUACACAUCACACGUCGGAGAUAACCGAGAGACUCGAGCCAUACAUGGCACGGAAGAUCUGGGAACAGCUCAGGAAAAUCCGAGUGUCACUGGCUACUGCGACACGCUCCAAAGCGCCGACGGGACUACUGCAACAAAGCCAGCGUCCUCUACCAUGGAAGUCGAGGAUACCACACCAAAACCUGUGCAACCCGCCGGGGGCCGCUCUAACAAGCGAAAGUCCAAAUCUGAAGAUGACGACUUCAUCCCUCUUGAACCCUCGGACUCGGAGGACAUCGACGACGUAGAAUCAGACAUCAUCUCCGAAGUCUCGUCGAUUUCCAGACCUGCUCAGAAACCCACCAGCUCUACCACUAACCCGAGAGGCACCGGCCCUACCAUCACCCUGACCUACCCCAAGAAGAUACAGAAGACUGUGCCAGGCUCAAAGACUUCUUCGGUUUCUGUACCUACUAAGAAAGCUCCCCACGAUGCUGUACACCCAGGACCUGAAUCUUCGCUCAAGUCUAAGCCCAGAGGCUCAGAGGAUAUACCACCACCGACUCGUACAGCCCCUGCUCCACCUACUCGAACCGCCCCUGCUCCACCAGAUAAGCAGGCCUUGGGACGAAGCCCGUCAAAGAAACCAGUCUACAGCCCCCACCCAUCCAGCCGUGUCUACCAGAGUACCAAACCCGUCGCGGUUCCAUCGACUGGUCGCCAACAAUCCGCAUCCCCACCCCCUUCGUCGGCUUCUUUCACCGGUCCAGGCCUUUUCUACACCAAGCCAUCCCAAAACGUGCCUGGCCACCCGAGGACUCUCAAUGCUCCAAACCUUCCCAAGGCAACAGCCCCCAAGGUAUCUCGCCAGCAAGGUCCCGAGGUUCAGGAGAAGACAAUCAACGGUAUACCACCAUUGCCGCCAAUGCCAAAGUCUGUGAGACUGGCUAGCGGGGAGAUUAUCAACACUGCAGAGCACAUUGCCCCUCGCAAGCCUCAGAAGAAUCGAUCGAAGCCACCUUCUGCUCACAUGAAGUACAGUGCUGAUGGACCUGCUGAGAUCAAGAGUGAAGAGCGUGAGGCGCACAAGGGAGCGAUGGGUUGGAGAGAGCUGAGCCAGAAUCAUAGAAAGUUGAGCCAGAAUGAUCGGAUGGUUAACACGAGAGAUGAGAAACGAGAUGUUUGA